AUGAAUAAUAUAUUCAGUGUUAUGGCAUACGUGAAGCGCUGGCGGCAACCCGGAGGGUCCCAGUCGAUAGCCCAGCUAGUCACGAGCGCAGGCAUCUUUAGCCAGAAGAUGGCAGUACAGACUGUCAGCACGUCGAUUCGGCCCACGAUUGCCGCGGCCGAGUACAGUAUCAGCGAUGGCAGCGUAGCUGACGAUGGCUCCAGUAUUCUCUUGGUCCUGGUCGCCCACUUCACGGAUGCCUCUGCCGCUCAGGAUGCCAUGCGCCAGCAUCUCGCAACCUUCGACGCCGACGUUAGCCUGGUGGCCAAGAAGACAGCAAAGUCAUGUGCGCCACCUGCGCCCAUAUGUGGCUUAGAUGCGGCUCCCUCCGACACCAAGCCGCUUAGCCAAGUCUGGCUUCCAAACCGGCACUACUAUCUUCUGGGUGUGCCCAAGACUCUCGACCUCCCGCUCCAGCCAUCUGCGCCGGCCAGUCCCGGUAGCGGCACGCUGGGAACAAUCACCCGGCAGGGUGAUAACGGCAUCGACAUCAACACCAGUCUCACCGCCAUCUAG
Molecule: messenger RNA, 555 nt
Organism: Lasiosphaeria miniovina
Lineage: Eukaryota; Fungi; Ascomycota; Sordariomycetes; Sordariales; Lasiosphaeriaceae
Exons: 4
Coding region: 1-555 (184 amino acids)
Source: RefSeq, a predicted model, not a curated record